This is a messenger RNA of Tripterygium wilfordii, 2308 nucleotides long. RefSeq lists its product as uncharacterized. NCBI's taxonomy places the organism in Eukaryota, Viridiplantae, Streptophyta, Magnoliopsida, Celastrales, Celastraceae. Gene Ontology annotation, molecular function: DNA-binding transcription factor activity. The transcript is spliced from 5 exons. The record is from RefSeq and is a predicted model, not a curated record. The coding region runs from base 589 to 1821 and encodes 410 amino acids.
UCUCUCUUGUUUUGAAAUUCUCUCAUAUCAUCUGAUCUGUCUCUCCGACAAAACAACCAAAUUUGGUUUGAGAAAAAUCCGAAACAACUUCCACCCAGAUUCUCUCUCUCCCUCUCUCUGUUUAUACUCUGAAUUUCACACUCUCUGUCUCUACUGCUUAUAUUGAUUUCCAUGAUUUUUUUGAGUUCAAAAGAUUCAUUGGUUUUUGCUAAUUUUUCUCUUUAAGAUUUUCCUCUUAAGAUACCGAUCUUUGACUUUCUACAAUGAGAGAUUUGGGUAAUCUUUUUUGUUUUCAAUUCUCUAUAUUUUCUUCCUCUUAUUAUUUGAUUUCGAAUUAUGGGUUUCUCGUGAAUUUCCAGAUUUGGGUGGGCUCUGUAUAAUUACCUGGGUUUGCUCCAGAUUCCUUGAAAAAUGUUCCUUUUCUGUAACAAAAAAUUUUGGGAGAAAACCAUUGUCAAGAUCUCACCGAGAAUUUAAGAUUUAUAAGUGGAGUUUCUAUCUAAAUCAUUGCCACUCAUUUGGGUUUGUUUCAGAAUUCCUUGAAAAAUUCUUAUUUUUGUGUGUUUAAUUAGAUGGAAGAUAACAGGAAUGGCACAGGAAGACCAAACCCCAAAGUGCAGCAAUACUAACGGCGGCGGGGGUGGUGGUUGCGGCGGCAGUGGUGGUGGUGGUAGAUCUUCCAAAAAGCAGAAGCCAAAGAAAGUGCCACAAAGAGGACUUGGUGUGGCACAACUGGAGAAGAUCAGACUAGAAGAACAGCAAAAGAAAGAUGCCUCCUCUAUAGUCUUGACAACACCCCCACCACCUCCUCCCAUACCACCAAAACCUUCAUAUUCAUCUGUAAUGCCAAUCUUCAAUUACAAUCCCUCAAAUCAAUCUACCAAUUCGACCGGUCUUUUAUCGCGGAAUUGGGUCUUUACGCUGCCUCAGUCUGUAGAGAUUCCUAGUCCAAACACUGUUCCAUUGGUUCACUCUCUUGGGUGGCAAUCUGGUCCAGUUCCGGGUUUUGUCAAUGGUUCCAAGGCCUGGAAUUGUCGCGAUUAUUAUGAUCUUGAUAAUGAGACUUCUUCUGAGGUUGAUCCGGGUUUGGCAUUUCAGACGAAUUCGAAUUUGCCUCAUGAAUCAACCCCCAUUUGGCCUCUACCUAGUAUGAUCCAAAGAGCACAGCAAUUCCUACAGCCUCCUUCAAUGCAGGUGAAUGCCUCAUCAAGAAAUUCAGCAUCAUCGCUACUAAAUUUCCAGAUAGAGCCCCCUUCAAACCAAAUUUAUUAUGGCAAAUACACAGCAGUACCUGCUAUGUGGCCUGAGGAUGAGAAGAUGGUUGGCAUGAGGAGACCAUAUCAAUUCUCCAUGGACAAUCAUUCAUGCCCUCAUUCUUUCCUCUACAAAUCCCCUGUCAUUGCUCAUUCAAUCAGCAGCAAAUCGGAUGAAUCCAGCAACAGUGACGCGUUUUGUUUCGAACCAGGCAACCAUGGUUUCAGAGAAGGUCCUGCUCCAUGUUCUGCUGCUUCAUUCUCCGAGCCCGAUUCGAAGAAAUGUAACAGAAGCAAUGGUGAUUUUCUCUCAUUAGCCCCUCCUUCACCCUAUUUAGCAUCACAACAAAGCCAUGAAUUGCCUGAUUUCGGAUCACUACCUUAUCAAGAAAAUGUGAAUGAUCCGAUGCUGCAGCCGCCGAGACCCAGUCCCGGUCGUUCUUAUCGACUACAACAGCCUUACUAUAGCUUCUUUCCGCUGGCAAUGGCAAAGAAUGGACAAGAAACAAGCACCAUUAAUGGUGGUAGUGAAGUGGGAGAAAGUCUUGAUCUCAAUUUGAAGUUGUGAACAAACUACCAACAAAUUUUUUUCAAACUUUUUUGCUUGUCACUUUGUGAGGCCAUAAUAGGAAAUUGAGUCUCCCUCAUCUCCUUCCAUGUAUUCAAAGAAACUACACAAGGAGACAGGGCCGGCCCAAGCCCAAAGCAACCAAAUCUAGGGCUUUGGCCACCAGGCCGGCCCAAGGCCCAAGAUGCGCCAUAUCAUUUUCGAGCAAUUUUAUAUACAUAUGCCUCGUAGGUUCAAGUUGAUUGAAGGGAAAACAAUCAUGUUAACCAUCAAACCAACUGUAUCUUUUUCUCAUCUAUGUAAAUAAAUAAAUAAAUAUGAGCCUAUGAGGCAUCAUUCUACUUACAUUUUUUUUAGGCUAACUUAGUUGCGGGCUUAUAUAUCUUACUCAAUAUAUAAGCCUAAAUAAGUAAUCAACUCAAUUCUCAUCUUAAAUCAAAUAGUUUAUUUAUUAGGUAAUAAUCGAUGAACAAUCUAAGAAUCCCAU